AUAUAGCGUUUCCAUCAUUAGUAAGAACAAUUCCCCCCAUAGGAUCUAGAAGCAUUUUUAACAUAGAUUUAGGACCUAACGUUGUACGUACUAUAUCAGCCACUGUUUUAGCAGCCUAAAAAAUACAUCAAAAAAAUAUCCAAAAAAGAAAACGACAUUAAAAAACUACAUGAAUAUUGGCAUUUUGAGCUCGUUUUCCUUGAUCGCGUUUUGACGCAUUUUGAACCACUAGGAUCGGUUGCGGGUUGUGCAUUAUUCUAUCUAUAACCCAAUAUGUUAAAAUCAGUGGUAUAGAAGAAAUAUUAACACAAUCCGAAAAUGGGUACGACAGUUGUUCUGAAGAUUACAAUGCUAAAUUGAAUAUUGAAAGAUGAAGUUUCACUUGAACUAUUACUUAAAACAAUGCAAAAUGAUCCAUUCUUUUUCAAAUUGAAACUAUCCUAAAAAUCUGUUCCCACGGGACGUUUGGGGCAGGAAUUUUAGGUUUUGUGUAUUCUUGUUAUCCAUUAAAACCUUGAGCAUCAUCCUUUCGUGCAUUCAUUUGUCAUUUACAAUUUGGAUACUUGUUGAAUUAGAAUCACCUAACGUCGCCUAUUCAAAGGAGUUUAGAAUUUAUCAAAAAAGCCAUGGUAUCUCCUCAAUUUCUUAAUGCCCCGAUCAUUUUAUUAAAAGACGAUACCGAUGUAUCGCAAGGAAAAGCUCAAAUUAUUGGUAAUAUCAACGCAUGUGAAGCAGUUGUGGAUCUCAUUCGUACGACCCUUGGUCCUCGCGGAAUGGAUAAGUUAAUUUACGACAAAGUUCGAGCGAGUGUGACGAUAACAAAUGAUGGCGCAACUGUGAUGGAAUUACUAAAUAUAGUUCAUCCAGCUGCGAAAAUACUUUGUGACAUUGCCAAAGCUCAGGAUGAAGAAGUUGGAGAUGGAACAACGUCUGUUGUCAUUUUUGCUAAUGAAUUGCUGCUAGAGGCAAAGAAAUUUAUAGAAGAAGGUGUAGUUCCCCAGGUUAUAAUAAAAGGAUUCCAAAAAGCUGCUUGUUUGGCACAAAAAACGCUAAGUGAUAUUCAGGUUGCGUGGGAUGACCAUUCAGAUAUAAAUCGAACGAUGGUACUCCAAAAAUGCGCGGAAACCUCCCUGAAUUCCAAGCUUGUUUCGUCGUACCGUCAAUUUUUUGGCAAACUAGCAGUCGAUGCUGUUUUGAUGCUUGAUCCUUUGCAAUUGGAUAAAGAUUUGAUAGGAAUUAAAAAAGUUACAGGAGGAUCAGCAACGAAAUCUAUUUUGAUCGAUGGAGUUGCUUUCAAAAAGACAUUUUCAUAUGCAGGAUUCGAGCAACAGCCUAAGUAUAUUCUUAAUGCAAAGGUGAUGUUACUAAACAUUGAACUAGAGUUAAAAGCAGAAAAAGAAAACGCUGAAGUUCGUAUUGAAAAUCCUGAUGAAUAUCAAGCCAUUGUUGAGGCAGAAUGGAAAAUCAUAUAUAAUAAAUUGGAUCAAAUUGCUGCAACAGGAGCGCAAGUCAUUCUCAGUCGGCUACCUAUUGGAGAUUUAGCGACGCAGUAUUUUGCUGAUCGAGGCAUUUUUUGCGCGGGACGAGUUGAAGAAGCAGAUAUGUUACGGACAGUGCGUGCGACAGGAGCUCAAAUCCAAACAUCUGUGCAUAAAGUAACAAAAGAUGUUUUAGGUGUGUGUGGUGAAUUCAGUGAAAUACAAAUAGGAAAUGAUCGGUAUAAUAUAUUUAAACAAUGUCCUCACGCAAAAACAGCAACAAUUAUUCUUCGUGGUGGGGCUCAACAGUUUAUCGACGAAGCAGAAAGAAGUUUAAACGAUGCUAUUAUGGUUGUUCGUCGGGUUUUGAAAACAAAAACCAUAGUAGGAGGUGGUGGAGCUAUCGAGAUGGAACUGAGUCGAGAGUUGCGUAGCUUCAGCCGUUCGAUCAGUGGAAAACAACAAUUAAUUAUAAAUUCUUUUGCAAAAGCUUUAGAAGCCAUACCUAGAACAUUAGCCCACAAUGCUGGUUUAGAUCAAGUUGAAAUAUUAAACAAACUGCGUCAAAGGCAUUACUCAAAUACUUGCGAAACACGUUGGUUAGGAGUCGAUUGUAUUAAUGGUGGGAUUUGCGAUACCUAUGCAGAAUAUAUUUGGGAGCCGAGUGUUGUAAAACUUCAUUGUAUUAAGGCGGCAACAGAAGCCGCUUGCGUUAUUCUUUCAAUCGAUGAUACUAUUCAAAUUGGUAAAACUAACCCAGAGCCACAGAUUCCAGCUAAUGCCCCGACUGGUCGACACCGUGGGGGCAGACCUUUACGGUAAUAGUGUUGCUGUUGCAGAGACAGUAAGGUCAAGAGAACGCAGUUCUUGGUAUAAUACUAAAUAUAUUUGUACUUUGUUUUUUUUAAAAGAAAAUUCUAAAAACAUUUCAUGGUUAUCCUAACACUUUUAUUAUGUUUAAAAAAUUUCACCAUAUUUGUAUGCCUUUCAUAUUCAACAAUAUAUGAAAGUUCCAAAUGCUUUCCAUAUAUACUAGAUAUUUUGAAAGAACUCGUUAACGCACAAA
This is a messenger RNA of Hylaeus volcanicus, 2544 nucleotides long. Its product is annotated as T-complex protein 1 subunit eta-like. The record is from RefSeq and is a predicted model, not a curated record. Gene Ontology annotation, cellular component: chaperonin-containing T-complex. The coding region runs from base 627 to 2300 and encodes 557 amino acids. The transcript has 17 exons. Gene Ontology annotation, biological process: protein folding. Gene Ontology annotation, molecular function: ATP hydrolysis activity; ATP-dependent protein folding chaperone; ATP binding. NCBI's taxonomy places the organism in Eukaryota, Metazoa, Arthropoda, Insecta, Hymenoptera, Colletidae.